Neodiprion virginianus is the source of this 32487-nucleotide messenger RNA. RefSeq lists its product as uncharacterized. Bases 165 to 31277 code for a protein of 10370 amino acids. The transcript has 48 exons. NCBI's taxonomy places the organism in Eukaryota, Metazoa, Arthropoda, Insecta, Hymenoptera, Diprionidae. The record is from RefSeq and is a predicted model, not a curated record. Gene Ontology annotation, biological process: protein phosphorylation. Gene Ontology annotation, molecular function: ATP binding; protein binding; protein kinase activity.
CGCGCGGCGGCCCCUCCUGCCCACAGAUUUAGAGGUGCGCGGUGCGUGCGUCGUCGAAUUGGAAAAGAGACAAACAGCGUGCCCCACGUUUGCCGGGCACUGCUUGCUGCCGAAGUGAUGUCAGGUCGAGUGUGGCGCAGGAGGUACCGACGACACCUUACGACAUGACGCUCGCAGAUGGUACCACUGCCAAACCGAGUAAAAUCGUUGCACCGCAAUGGCAGGACGACGCGAAACAAUUGACAGCCGUAGGACGCCCAGGAUCAGAUUUGACAGUGGAAGUAAUAUUGGACCAGACAGAGAAUUACGGAAAACUCAGCUUUGAACUAUUACGGGAUCAGCUUCCAGUCGCGAGAGAACGGUACCACGUUCAGGCACGAGGGAACGUGGUUCAAUUGACUUUAGAGCAUUCGAGAACGGAUGACAGCGGCCGAUAUGCCCUGGUAGCCAGAAACAUCGCUGGCGAAUCAUCGCGAAUGAUACGAUUCAACGUGGACGACGUAAACGGCGAAGACGGUGACCCGCCAAUCUUCGUAAGGAGACUUAGCGACCUCGCUGUAAAAGUAGGGACAAGAACAAGGUUCCUGGUGGAAAUCAGAAGCUCAACUAACUUAAAGGUCACUUGGCACAGGAACGAUGAACCGAUCCAGAAAGGAACCAGGUUUACCUUUGUUCAUGAGGGAAACUUUUACUGCGUCGAUGUCGCCCCCGUUACAGUCGAAGAUCAAGGACACUGGACAUGCAUGGCGGAGAAUCCAUCCGGCCGUUCGUCGUGCACGUCCCACCUCAACGUCGUUGUGCCAAAGGCUUACAAAAAACCAGAGUUCGUCGAAGAGCUUCGAGCCCUGCUCACGGAAAUGGGGACAGUUUCGUUGGAAUGCAAAGUCAUCGGGGUUCCGACGCCAGUGUUGAGGUGGUUUAAGGACAAUAAAGAGAUCAAGGCUGGUGACGUAUUCGCCUUGACCGCUAAUCCCGAUGACCCAACGUCACUUGGAACUUACACAUGCGAGGCCGUGAAUUGCAUGGGCACAACUUAUUCCUCUUCGAAAGUUCACGUGAUGGGCAAGGGUAGUCGAGAAGGUUCUCUGAAGCCAGCUGAUAGUUUGACACAGUCCGGACCUCUGCCUACUUUCAAAAAGAUCCUUCAGGAUGAGUCCAGCAGAAUUGGCGAAUCUUUGAUAUUGUCGUGUCAAGUUCAAGUUCCUCCAUGGCCUAAAACAAUCACCUGGUACAACAAGGAAGGCCGCAUAGAGGCUAGUGAGAAAUAUCAUAUAAUGGAAGACGGUCUUGGUGGAUAUUCGAUAGAAAUAAAACCACUGGAAGCUAUGGAUGAAGGUGAAUGGAAAUGUGUAGCUACAAGCAGUGAGAAUGUCAAGCAGUUCACUACGUGUCACGUAAUGAUGUCAAUUCCUAAGAACUACAGAAAGCCGCGAUUCAUGGAAAGCUUGAAAGCAGUGCUCACUGAAGAAGGACUCGUUUCCUUCGAAUGCAAGGUGGUCGGUUUUCCUACUCCAGUCUUGCGAUGGUUUAAAGACGGACAGGAACUCAAACCUGGCGACGUUUAUCAGUUAACGGGCACCAAUUCUUUAGGUUCCUACUGUUGCAUUGCCAGGAAUUGCAUGGGCGAGACCAGGAGCACCGCUGAGCUAACUGUUGAGGACAUUCAAAACCAGCUCAAUGAAGAGGAACGACUACAACUCUUCAGCAUGAAUCAACCACCAAAGUUUAUCAAGGGUCUAAAAAGCUGUGAGGCAAAGAUCAACGAAGAUUUUCGCUUCACGAUUGAAGUCAGCAUUGCCCCAGAGCCCAGCUUGUCGUGGUACAGAGACGAUGAACCAAUAAACGAGAAUGAGAAGUACCAAGUACUACGGGAGAUGCUGGGCACGUGUCACCUGAAUAUACGGAAGCUAGAGUUCGUCGAUCAAGCUGAAUGGAAGUGCGUCGCUACCAACGAUUUCGGUCACAGCAUCACGUCCUGUUUUUUGAAGCUCAUUAUUCCGAAGCACUUCAAAAUGCCAAGAUUCCUUGAAAGCUUGCGUGCCAUCCUGUCUGAAGAAGGUGCUGUAAAUCUCGAAUGCAAAGUCAUCGGUGUCCCUCAGCCAGUCCUGAAAUGGUAUAAGGAUGGAGUUGAACUGAAGCCUGGAGACAUACACAGGAUCAUUUCGGGUCAAGAUGGCACGUGUUGUCUCGGGACUUACACUUGCGAGGCGACGAACUGCAUGGGAACAGUAAGCAGCUCCGCCUCACUGCUUGGUUUCGAAGAUCGAGCCGCCACUAAAAAAGAGCCGAAAGAAAUACCACCGGGGCACGAACUCGCUCAUAAUCUAUCGCUAUCCACAAUCCACGAGGAGAGGACGUCUCAAAUGUACGACACACCACAGACUGACAUAUCGAUGACCCUGGAUGAACGGGGUGAAGUGUCGUUUAGUUUUGACGGGAAGGAAGUAUCCGUAAGCUUGUACGAGACCCCAGACCUUACUGAGGAAGAAGCGCUACAGAUUGUUGAGAUGUAUGCAGAUCAACUAUCGGAACACGUAACUGAACACAACGUGAUCGAACUACCUCCUUUGCGUUUCGUGAAGGAAACCUCGACUUCCGGAAAUCUCUUAAUGGAAGCUGUUGUGAUCGAUGUUUCACCGGACUAUUUCAUGGCGGCGGAAGAAGAUCUUCGUACCGAAGCUGAUGUGGAAGAUGUGUCCAUUAUGGAAGAUCAAACUCAACCACUGUCUUCUCCCGAGGUACAGGCAGACGAUGGGAACCAGUUUGAUCGAGCCAUGACAGCAACUCCGCUAAUUGGAGAAGAUGGAAGGCCGAUACGUCCGCCACGGAAAAAGUCCAACAGCGUAUCGUCGAAGAGUGAGAAGAGCGAGAGAAGUGCGAAGAGCCAAAAAUUGGAGUCUGAAAGUUACCACAGCGCUCGAGAACCCACAGGUCAAAUCUCGAUCAAGGAUGACAGUGACCCAUUCACUGACGCUUUGUCCCUUCAUUCUCAAGUUGCGUCGACGUCGGACCGAACGAGCCAAAAAGACGCGUUGAACCGGAACCAGACGAACAAGCAGAGCAGCGGUGAAAAGACGUCCAGUCUUGAAGGUGACUCGUCGUUUGACUCGGUGGCAGGUAUUCCGAAAAAGAAAAAAGCUAAAAAAAAGAAGGGGACAAACCUAUCUCAGAAAGGAAGCUCCGAAGAUUCGUCGAUGGGAAGCGAACACUUGAAGAAGGACAAAGUAGAUGCUGAUAAGCCUGAGGUUUCAUUUCAUCUUGAGCCUAUCGUCAAGGUCAGCGAACAGUACGUCGAGGAGGGUGAUGGUCUUGCAGUCGUGGACCAAGCCAAUAUUGUGAAACUGUCGAAUUCAGAUUCAGAGAAGUCGUUAUUCAAGAGCAACAAAGAACGAUUGAUCCAAAAUAUUUGCAAACUGACGCAACCCGUUAUGGUAAUCCGCAACGCUCUCGUAAACUUGAACACGCUCUUCGAGGCUGAAAGCGAGGCUCAACUAAACGCUAUUAUCAUGGAGCAGAUCGUUCUACCGAUUCAAGAUCUCUGCGCGGAAGUGUCACUCAUCGAGGAAAAGGCCCUAAAAAAUGCUGGCGAUAAAUCAUUGGCCCAAACAACAAGGAUUUCUUUAUUAGAGUCCGUUAGCGGCCCGAUGGAGGAACUUCUUCGAGGGAUCGAGUUAAUCAAACGUCACGAAGGGCUGCAAGCUGUUCGGUCAGACCUGAUUAUCUUAGAAUCACUGACUGACCCAAUCGAUGAAAUUUCCAGCGGACUGGCCAAAAUCGAAUACGAAUUGUCAGGUAAAGCAAACUGUAAAAAACCAAUUGCAUUUCAAAGGAUCAUUCAGACCACAUCCCGACUGAAGAGCAGCAUCGAAACGCUUGACAGUUUGAAGCAUGGUUAUCCCGGGUUUUCUAGUCGAUUGAAACGUAUAUAUGAGAAUCUUGACCUCUUUAUAAAAAACAUUACUAUAAAUCCGGUCGAUGGUACGACCGAAAAUAUCGACACGAUAGUAGUCGAAACGCUGACACGACCGGUAGAAGAAUUGGAACGUGUUGUCAGACAUUCCUUAAACAAUUCGACUGGAGAAUUUGACUCAGAAUCCAUACAGCACGUGAUCACAUCUCUGAAGGAGUUGAAGAACAGAUUGACUACUCUCAUCACAGCUCUGGAAAGCUACGGAAAGGAGGCAUCAGAUUAUUACUCGAUUACCGUCAUGGCGCUAUCCGAGGCAGUCAGCGAGGCGUCUGAAGAACUUACAAAGCUGUCAGAAGACAAUAAUGACUUCGCAAAAAAUUUGGACCUGCAAGUUGCGGCCAAGUCAAUUCUGGACCUUCAGCGUACCAUUGAAGUUAUUUCGUCGCUCCCCAUCAAUCCACUUAAGAAUUCAAAACCGCUGCUUAUUGCUGUGCAGAAAGGGUUGGCUCAGAUACUCGAAAAUGUAGUAUUACAGUCUGGUAAAAGUAAACUAACAGAUGAUAACAAUUCCUUAAUCGUCAAAUCUUUGACUCAACCAGUCGACAGGCUAAACUUGCAGUUGCGAAAAUUAGAAACAACAGAUGAAUUACAGACAACUGAUUUGAAUAAUCUACUGGAGUCUCUUGAGUUCCUUGAUCAUAGCGUGACGACGUAUCAGAAAAAUUUACUGGGCAGUGGAGAUGCAAGAAACUCCAACAUUUCUGCACUUGAAGAAGUCAAGGAUCCCUUGGACAGGAUUAUUGAUCGCUUGCAGCAGGAUACGGUUGCAAAAAUUCAAGACAGCGGAGUGUCAUUAGCCGUUGAAAGAAUGAAAGCCACAAUUUCCGACGUACUCACUGCAGCUGACGAAUCAUUCUCCAGCCAAGAAAGAACUUUGGUUUUGCAAACGUUAAAGCCACCACUAACAGCGGUAAAUUUAAAUUUGGACAAAAUCAGGCAUAUUUGUAUUGGAAAAAUUGGUGACGUAUUUAUCGUAGAUUUGAUCCAUAAUUUCUAUCAGCCAGUCGUCGAGUUGUCGAAUCUUACAACAUGUCACGACAACGAAAUUCUCAGUAAUCUGGCAUCAAUAAAAACCAAAGUGCACGGCUCUAUCACGACCAUAAACACGAACGCGAAGGUGAAGGGACGUCAAAAUAGCGAUGAGAUCAAGGCGAUUCUACCACUCAUUCAGGAUCUCGAAAAAGCUAUAACGCAGGUUGAACUUCUUAUGGAAACUGUUUUGCACAUAAAUAAACUGACAGGUGAAGUGGAUUUGAUAAAAAACGUGUUUGAUCAAAUUACCCCAGAACUGACUCUGACAUCUGAAGCCACCGAACGAUUAACCACGUCUCUAAAUAAUGUUAUCAGUAUCGCUAAAAGCGUGAAAGCCGGGUCUGCAGUCCCUGCUCUCGAUACACCAAUGAAUGAAAUCAAAAAUUUUGUUGAAAAUGUCUUUUCAAAGGUUGAUUUAGUGAACGGCAUCCUGGACAAUGAGAAUUUCGCGAUUCUGUUGUCAAUUGAUAAACCUCUAAAGUCCGUUCACGCGGCUAUUGAUAGUAUCCAAACGGAAAUCGUCGGCGGAAAAGUGAAUGAAGUAGUAGGCCGAGUCUGCGUCACUGCCCUAAAUAAUAUGGCUCAGCCGUUGGAAGCGAUACAGGUUAAAUCCACUAUAAUACAGGAGAAGCUUGCGGUAAUAACACCAAUAUCCACAAAACUGAUGGAGCCUCUUCAGACUGUGAAAACCAACCUAUCGGUGGCUCUGAGUGAGUACGAGGUGAUCGCGGAAAAGCGGGGGCGUUCUUCUUCUCUCGUUAAUUACCUCGAAGAAUUAAACCAAACUUUGAAUAACAUCGUUGAGUCUAAGAGCGACAAGGAAACAAUUGCGAUUCUGGCCAACUUGAAGGGGCCACUUCACGCUCUGCAAUCAUCGCUGGAGCUGCAGGAUCACAGUUACGAAGAAUUAGUAAUCCUAAGAAGUCUUGAAACGCCGAUUGCGAGUCUGAAAACUGCUUUGUCCUCACUCUCAGAAAAGCCAGCAGCCAUUAGGAUAUUGCAACCUGUCUUGGCAGUGCUGAAUAAAAUCGAAAACAGAGUUCCAGUGGUCGUCAAAGAAAUCGCUGUAAGGGAAGAGCGAGAAAACUUGGAGCAAGCAACGGAGUCGAAAGAAAUACCAACGAAACUACAGCAACCGUUAACGAAUAUCCUGACGGUGAUGUCUGCCGUUAUUGACGAUUGUGAGAACUCUCCAGAUUCUAAAAUUACUGUGUCUCUAAAAGAAGUCAGACAGAAACUUGCGACAGUAAUCAAUAACGCCCAGUACUUGACCGACGAAGACAUGGCAUGCAUUCUAAUCGACCUGAAGCAGACGUUGCUCAAUUUCCAGCACGCAUUAAUAGCGGCAGAACUCAGUAGCGAUGAAUUAAGAAUCAUCGAGAACUUCGGCCAGCCAAUUUCAGAAUUAAGAGGUGCCGUCGUCGAAGUAUUGCAAGAGGGGCAAGCCGAUGAUGUCCAAUCGGUUGUAAGCCUCCUGGAAGAGUUACAAGAACAGAUACUCGAAGUCACGACAUCUGGUUCAGCAAAACUCGAAAAAGCUUCACUGAAAUCGUUGACAAUAGAAGAACCGCAGACACUCGCCGAUCAGAUUCUUGAUCCAUUAAUCGACAUCCAGUCAAAGAUCAGCGCAGUGUUACUGGAAACGGAAAAAAUUGACAGUCCCGUAUUACAAUCUUCAGAGCUAGCUUCAAGUCUAGUUGAACUAAGGCAGUACGUUUCUAGCGCGGCUCACGCCGCUACAAGGUUGAAUGAUGAGGAAAUAAUCAAUGCUUUGACAGACUUAUGUGAACCACUGGUAGACCUUCAGUCAGCAUUAUCCUUGGAUCACGCGCCAGAAGAAAUGUUAUUGAUCCAAAAUAUAUCCCCACAAAUCAGCCAGCUCAAGCAGAUUUUUACGACUGUUUUGGACAGCGUUCCUAGUGCCGAAAGCGAAUCCGUGAGACCAACCUUUCAAUUGCUCGAAGAUAUUCAGAACCAAGUUCCUGUUGCACUUGAGAAGUUUCAAGUUGAACAGCGAUCACAGGAAGGAGAAAAAGCUGUGGUCACCGAGGUCAAACCACGCGUCCUUGCGGCUUGUGGCAUUUCGACAACUUUGAGUAACAUUCACUUUGCACUUUCUUCUGCUUUAGAACAACAUGAAGCCACCAUGAAUAGGGAGAACCUGCCCCCUUCCGUUAUUGCUGUGCAUUUUGAGGACAUUAGACAGAACAUCGCUGCUCUGGCUGUAGCUGCUGGGUCCACAUUAGAGCCGAUGAAUGAUGAAGAUAUAAUCAUUGAACUGUCAGCAUUGAAAGAGCCUUUGCUUCAUCUGCAAAGAGUUUUAUUAACCGAAGAACACGGUGCAGAAGAAGCAGCUGUAUUGAAAUACAUCGUUCAUCCUGUGCAGGAACUAAGAGCGGUAAUUUCUAAUGUACUUCACACCACUCGAGCUGCAGAAGUACUUCCAGUUUUGGAAAUACUCGAAGAGAUCGAAAAAGACGUUCCAUUGGUAGCUAAAGAAGUCGCCAAGAGAUCAAAACUGUCGAAAGAGAAAUCAAAACGAGCCGAGACAGUCACUCUACAGAGUCCCAGAUGGCUGGCCGGUAAAAUAUCACAUCCAUUUACCACAAUCCAGGAUACGCUGACAGCAAUUUUGGAAGAGAAACGAAAAUCAAGUACUAAAAAAUCCGGGGUUACAGCAUCAAUAGAAGCCUUGAAACAUACAGUUACCGAUAUUGCCAUCACUACAUCUUACUCCGAGCCACCGCACGACGAACAAAUUAUUGAGAUACUGGCGGGAUUGAAGGAGCCGUUGUUAAAACUACAGGAGGCUGUCACAAAAUAUCACGAACCCGAAGAUCUCGGCAUUCUUGAAGAUAUCAAGCAGCCUAUAAAAGCUCUACAUUUGGUUACAUUGGAUGCUCUGGAAAACAGUAAAGAAGAUUCUCUUCAAAACGUUAUUGAGGUUUUGGAAGAAAUCGAGAAUCAAGUGCCGUUGGCAAUGAAGGAAGCAAUUUACAAAAAAGAACUGCAGCAAGUUGUCAAGUCAUUGGAACCCGAAUCUGCAGACAUUGAAUUCUGCACACUAGAGAGUGAAGUACGCGAGAAAACUGAAAAUCCAGUGACUGAGACUAAAGAGACCGAAGUCAAGGUUAUAGAUGUUGAGUCACAGGGACUGGAAACGGCCUCAAGUGAUACAGCUUCUACCAUAAAAUUAUCGCAUGUAUCAUCUGACGAUGGUGCAACAGUUUGUACUGCUGAAUCUAUGAAAUCUGGGUCACAGUCGUUGAACCAAGCAGAUCAAGAAAUUUUUGCCUCCGAUUUGUUAAAAUCUGGAAGUGUACAGAUAGCUGAAGAGAAAGAGGAAUUGGUAAAAGAAAAAGCAAUAGUUAGCGAAGAACUCUCUAAACCGAAGACUGCGGAAACGCCCGCGCAGGUUGAAGCCACCAAUGUGAAACAUGCACCAGUGAUCAGUUUGGCUACGAUAGUUUCCGAGCCACUUCUGCAGGUUCAGCUUAAGCUGGCCCACAUGCUGGACGACUUUGACCAAUUGGUGGAUUUAAACAGCCAUCCAUCGGAACUUAGUAACAGUGUUGAAGACAUAAGGCAGUCAGUGUCUACUUUACACAUGUUGACAGCUCCGUACGGCAAUGCACUGACUGAUGAGGAAAUCGUGAGUGCUUUACAAGAAUUUCUACAGCCAUUAGGAAACCUCCAAGACGUGUUGGGCUCCAAAAAACAUAACAACGAGGAACUGCUCAUCUUGAACCAUCUUGAUCAGCCGAUUAAAGAAAUAAAAGACAUUGUUCAACGCGUUGUCGAGACUAAAAAAAGUGAGAAUCAAGCAAGCUUCGAUGAAAUUUUGAAAGUUUUGGAGCAAAUCGAAAUGUGGAUUCCGCUGAUGACGAAGGAAAUUAACACGAGGCAACAGAUGCUUCAAAUUCUGCGUGACAUAUCGAGGCCUCUCGAGAUCAUGCACAAGUGUAUGGUUGACCUUGAGGCAACUGCCAAAGAUGCUGUGGAGACUGAUGUUGCAGCUUCUCUGGGCGAGCCAAUCAACGCUCUAAAGGAAACCAUAAUUGGUAUCACAAGAGACUUGGAUAUGUUGGAGCAGCAGCAAAGCACCAUUUGGGAACUCAAGGCUCUGGUUGAGCCUCUAAUUGAGUUCCAGAGUUCUCUGUCAGUAAUCAAAAGCAGUCAAUGUGUCGUUCCCGAGACGAUGCUGCUUGCAGAAAAGAAGAAUGUCAUCUUCCACGCUGUGGAGGGAUUAAAGACUUCGAUCAACGCCACGGUAGGAAAGAUUGGAAACCACAAACAUGCGAAUGCAAUAGUCAAAACGCUCAUAGCUCUGAAUCAUGCCAUGACGACAGUUCAACAGCAGGUGAACAAGACUGAUUAUACUCGAAGACCCAGUGUCACGCUCAGAGGCCACAUGAUCGGCCCUCUAGACCACCUCAGCAAGGCUAUAUCAGCUCUUGAAGACUACAUUGACCAGGAAACCUACGAAGUGAUUUCCCAGUCAUUGGAAACCCUGCAGAAGCAAAUUCUACUGGCGCAAGAUCAGUUCAAUCAAACAGACCAGCCAAUCGACGAAGAAGUGAUAAUUGAGGGAUUCUUAUACCCGACGAAUCAACUUCAGUCAGCGUUAACGAUGCUGCGAGACAACCUUGAGAAGAAAUCAAUACUACCCAUAACUUCUGCCUCGGUGGAAUUACUUCAGGAAUUCAGUGAAUCUGUCAUGGAGUUGAGAAGAUCUUUGACGCUGUUACAUAACGAAUUGAGACACGAGACCACAGGGGCAUCAAUAAUCGAAACUUUAUCGGCCAUUUUCAUGCCGCUGGAUAACAUUAAAGAAAUCAUAGCGAAAAUUGUCAGCGAUCCUCCGAGGACAGAGGAUAUCUUGACUGUAAAGGAUCUUCCUAAGCGAGAGCCAUCUCCUGUUAAUCAAGAAUUGAGAAAAGCCAUUCAAGUCGCUCUGCAAACGGAGGAAUCUAAACAACAGGAAACACUGAAAAUUGAACCACAGUCUGAGGUGAAAAAUGCGACGCAAGUCAUACAGCAGGCUGAAAUGUCAACUACUGAGAAUAUCACAGAUAUUUCAAACUUAAUCAGAGAACUAGCUAAUCCACUGCAAGCCCUGCAAAAGACUUUCAUAGACAUCCAAGAAGCCAGGACUGAAAUUUCGCCGAAAUCAGUAGAAAACUGGCAAGCUUUAAACCAGCAUCUGAAGGACUUACAAACCUCUAUCGCGGUAAUACAGGAAGCUGCAACAACUCCGAAAGGUGAAGAUAAUUCUAAGCCAUCAGUAGAAAAUCAACUUUUGCAAUCUCUGUUCGAAUUAAACAACGCCAUCUCUACGAUUCAGCUAGAGACGAUUGAAGCAGAGAAAAUUUCGGAGUUAAAAACUGAAAAGAAUGUAAAAGCUAUUGCUGUGUUGAUUCAACCGCUUGAAAAACUGCAUGAAUCGAUUAGUAUCAGUCAAGAAGAAGCUGUUCCACAUACAACAGAAGUUACUGAGACGAAAGUUACUGAUCUGAUGGUACUAGCGAAGCCAGUCGAAGAAUUGAAAAAAUCCUUGGUAAUUUUCCAAGAGCAAAGUACGUCUCUUCAAAAAAUUCAUUCACUUGAAAAAAGUGUAUUAGAACAGGCAGUGCAACUCGAUCUUCGUCCCGAUGAAGCUUUGUCUACUGAAAUACCGAGUACAUCAGAUGGGCCAGAAAGCGUACAACAAGAAUCAAAAAUGGAAACAGAGCAACAACUUGAAUCGGAUAAGAAAUUGGCAGAGCCUUGUAAAGGAAAUCAAACUUCAAACCCUUCGGAAUUACAAACAAUCGAGCUAGAAUCUUUGGAUAAGGGCAAACCAGACUGUUUAGUAAAUCUAAAGCUGCUUACACAAUUUAUUAUAGACCUACAGACGGAUAUUCCCGAUAUACUUACAGAAAAACUGUCUACCGCUGAUAAGCUCAUUUUGGCAGUUACACAAAAUCUCGAGAGAUUACAGCAAAUACAAAACAUAAUUCAAAGCAGCGAUCACACAAAUACUCUAUUACCCAUGGUAAAGCCUUUGGACGAGUUAAAUUCGGCAUCUGCAACGAUUAAGGCUCAAAGCAAAGAAGGCAUCACGGAUUCUAAACGACUGACUUUACUCAGAAAACUAAUACUGCCAAUUCAAGACAUUCUCAAUGCGGUUGAAGCUAUAAAAAAAGAAAAAACUGUUGUUGGACUUCAGUCUUUUGAAGAAAAAGAAACUCGCAAUCUCCUGUCAGAAUUAACUGACUCAGUGAAAAGAUUACUGAAACUGAUUGACAAUCUCACGGCCAAGAAAGUCAAGAUCGUAGAACCUGAAGAAAGUGAAUCGACAACAAAAGAUGACAUAAAUAAUAUUCACCAAACCACAGCCCAGCCACUCGAAGAAUUGAUUGAAGCCAUCGUUGUUUCCCAGGCGCAAGUCACUGACUCGGCUGCUGAUUUCCAAGAGACAUCGGUCAUAGCAGAGUUAGCUGAUCGCCUAGAAAAAUUAAACACAUCGAUAGUGCACAGCGGAGACGUCGAAAACAUUACUGAACCGCUGGAGGAACUGAAGCAAGCGAUCACUUCUAUUCAAGAACAAGUAAUAGUUACGGAAAAUGCGGAGUUAUCAGAUGGCCAGCAAAUUUUAUUAGGCAUUGCUCAACCGCUUGCUGAAAUUCAGACAUCCAUCGCUGCCAUUCAAAAUCAGACCAUUGGCGAAAGUGAAGACGCAUCACAACUGGAAUUGCUCACCAAACCUCUGGAAGAACUGAGAACGAAAAUAGCUACAAGUGAAGAAAGAGUUCUCCACGAAGAACAUACUGGCAUAAUGUCGGAACAACUAACACCCUUCGAAGCUGUAGCAAAACCUCUUCAAGAUCUUAUUGACACUAUCACUGUUACUCAGAAGACUUUAACGCUGGAAACUGCAACCGACAAACCAGCACAACCACACAAUCAAUUUGCGGAUAGAAGUGUUGAGAAUGAAAAGAAAACUAUCACAGAUAUUACCGGCGAAAUCGUAAAACCAGAGGAGCAAAGUACUUCCACAGCACAUAACGCAUUGCAAAAAUUGAUUUCCCCGUUUGAAGUGCUUCAAAAAAUUAUUUCAACCAGUCAAGAAGUCCAUGAAGAAAACGUAACACUGCCGACUGAACGUGUAACAGCCCAAGUAAUCGUGCAAGGUCUCCAAGCCGUCGAAAACGCAAUCGUUACUGUGCAGUCACAGACAGAUCGCGAUAUUCAAGGUACGGAAAUUAUCAACCACUUAUUGGCGCCGUUGGACCAGUUAAAGCAAUGUAUUACGGUGAUUCAACAACAAGCUAUCGAACCAGUUGAUCAUGCACCCAGCCUACAUUGCCUCAAAGAACUCGCACUUCCUCUUGAAGAACUACAAAAAUCUAUGGCUAUAGUUCAGGAACAAAUUGCACAUGAACGCGUUGAGAAGCUGGCCGAAUUUCGAACUCUUGAAGCUCUGGCUCAUGAAACCGAGCAAUUACAAAAAUUGAUCUCUUCAAUACCAGAACAAAAUGUAUCUGAAAAUAUUCUUGAAAAAGGAAUGAAAGAACUUGUGGAACCCGUUAAAGAGUUGCAGAAAGCUGUCGAAAGUGCCCAAAUAUUAUCGCAGAACAUGGAUCAACAAGUCAUCUCGGAAAUUAAAAAACCCGAGGAAUUGCGUGCAAUUACUCAACCACUACAAAAUUUGCAAAAAAUCAUAGUCGCCGUUACGGAAAGCAAAGAAUUUGCAAAUGUCGACGAAUUAGCCAAACCUCUAUCCGAACUUGAAACAUCACUCACUUUGGUACGUGAGCAAGCUAUAGCUAAAAAAGGUCUCGAAAUUAAAAUUCUCAAAGUGUUGGUAAGACCACUUGACCAGUUGCAAACAGCAAUUCUAUCUGUUGUAAAAGUAGGUAAGGAACAAAGUACAUCUGAAGAGGAGGAAACAAAAAACUUAGUAAUAACAGAAUUGGUUGAACCGAUCCAAGAAUUGAAACAAUCAAUCACUCUUAUUCAAGAUCAAUCACUCGAACCCAGGGAUAUUGUUUUGAAAACUGAGGAGAGAAUAUUCACACAAACAGAAGAACCAACGUCAACUGUCAGAGUUCAGGAACGGCAACAGGUUGCCGAAACAAUAAUGGAAAACGUCCCUGCUGAAACGACACAAGCUCCGAAAGCAAUGGAAACGGGUUUCACCGUUCUGGAAGGAAUUUCUGUUUCUCUCCAAGAGCUCCAAAAAUCUCUAGCAGUAAUCAGAGAACCAGAGGUCGACAAAGUUACGACAUCAGAUUUACCGAAAUCAGAAGACGUACACUUUUUGAAAGUGUUGUCGAAGCCGGUUGAUGAACUGGCAAAAUUCGUUGCUCUAAUUCAGGAACAAACUGUACUAGAAGUUAGCAGUGACGUUCUUUCUGACGAAAAAUCAGCAACAAUAUCACAAACACUAUCUAAACCACUGGAGCAGCUUCGAGAAUUCAUUGCCGUUGUAGAAAAACAAUCUUCGGAGAAGCAGAAAGCCGAAAGUUCUCUAGUGAAAGCGAUCGUUCAACCCCUCACAGAUUUGACCGCAUCUAUAGCAAGUAUUCAGGAUGAACUUGCAAACAAAUCUAGGGUCGAAGCUCUCCUGAAAAUUGAUAAUAUUCCAGCCUUGAAGGCGAUGGCUCAGCCUUUACAAGAACUCUACAACUGUCUAGUAAGUAUCACUCAGCAAGCUAUUCUGGAGCAUGGUGCAGAAAUAAUUUCGGAAGAGCUACCGCUUGAAAUGCAGGCUAAAGUCGGAGAAGAGCUUACAAAAGAUACAGCUCUUGUUGAAAAAAUUACGGUACUGGAACCCACUGCUGAAACAGUUUCACCGGAAGACACUUCGAUGCUCAACACUUUGGCUCAGCCUCUGGAAGAGCUGCAGAAAUCUCUAGCCGUCAUCGAGGAGUGUACGAUUAUGGAACGUGAGAUGAGUUUUUCGUCCACGGCAGAGGAACCAACUAUACUGAAGGUGUUGAUUGAACCUCUGGCAAAAUUACAAAACACCAUACUUGUUGUUCAGGAGAAAGCAGCCACUGAACAUACCGAGCAGAUACAUGAAGAUACCUUAAAAUUAUUGGCAUUAGCUGAACCUUUAACUGAAUUACAGAAGGUAAUCGCAGUUUGUCAAGAAGAAAUUACAGUUGAACUACAGUCAACAUCAGUGACGGCAAUGAAAGAUGUUUCUGCUCCAACAACCAUAGCUCAGCCUCUGGAAGAACUGCAAAAAUUCAUCACCAUUGUACAGCAGCAAGUAGCAAUCGCAUCAAGCAGUGAAUUGACUUCGGAAGCUGAAAGUUUGUCAACACCGCAGGUGUUGAUUGCGCCACUGGAAAAGAUUCAAAAAUCUAUAGCUGCCAUUCGAGAGCACAUAACGUUUGAACCAGAAACAACAUCCGUUUCACUUCAAGACAAUGCUGCUUUAUUCAAGGCUGUGGAAAAACCGUUGAAAGAAAUUCAAAAGAGCUUUGCUGCGAUCGAAGAGCAAGUGGAACUAAAUCCUGAGAAGAUUUCUACCUCGGACAAAGAACAUAUAAAUUUGUUGAAAUCUCUGGCCUCUCCACUUCACGAACUACAACAAUCGAUAGUCGUUAUCGAGGAGCAGGUAUUGGUAGGAUCUGGCGAUCAGUUGAUGUCAGAAAAAGAGGAUAUUUCGAUACUGAAAAGACUAGCAGCACCCGUGAUCGAGUUGCAAAAAUCCAUCGCAACCAUCCAAGAACAAAUUGUGGUUGACCCUGGAACCGUGUCAAUUUCAGACAAAGAAAAUAUAGAUUUUAUGAAAAUCUUAGCUCAACCUCUUGAAGAGCUGGAGAAAUGUGCCGCUAUCGUAGAACUUCAAGUGACUGUCGAGUCAGGCACUGAGGCGAUGCCAGAAGCUUCAAGUUCGUCAACUGUGCAGGCGUUAGCCAUGCCGCUUCGAGAGAUUCAAAAGUCUGUGGCUGUUAUUCGAGAGCACAUGGUAUUCGAAUCAAAAGUGGCAUCUACAAUAGACCAAGACAAUAUCGAGCUACUGGCAACGCUUGCACAGCCGCUGAAAGAGAUGCAGAAGAGCUUUGCUGACAUCGAGGAACAUGUGGUUCUGGAACCCGGUGUAGUCUCUAUCUCAGAUAAAGAGGACAUCGAUUUACUGAAAACAUUAGCUUCACCUAUUGAGGAACUGCAACGUUCGAUAGCUGUGAUCCAGGAGCAAACACUUGUGGAAUCUGGAAAUCAAUCGCUGUCAGACAAAGACGAUAUCUCGAUUUUGAAAACGUUGGCCAAGCCGAUAAUUGAACUGCAAAAAUCUGUUGCAACCAUUCAGGAACAGGUUUUAGUUGAGCCUGGCACAGUAUCAAUUUCGGAAAAGAAUGAUGUGUCACUAUUGAAAACCUUGGCUCAUCCUAUCGACGAACUGCAGAAUUCAAUCGCUGUUGUUUAUGAACAAAUUAUUGCCGAGCCAGGCACGGACAGCACCUCGAAAGCUGAAGGUAUGCCUUUGCUGAAGACACUGGUUCAUCCGCUCGAAGAAUUGCAAAAGUCAAUCGCGAUUAUCAAGGAACAGAAUGUCAUCGAGCCAAAUGAGAUUCUUAUUUCAAAAUCUGAUAUUGAAGCAAUGGAUAAGUUAGCUGAGCCGAUCGAAUAUAUUCAAAAUUCUAUACUAAAUUUCAAACAAGACACAGCAGGCAAUGACGACGGAAACCUGACGGAAUUUGUAGAGCUGCAAAGUUUACUUGAGCCGCUACAAGCGAUUCGUGACUGCGUCGCUACGAUCAAGCAGCAUUCUGAUGCAUGUGAAGUAAAUGAAGCCACGGCAGUGAUGACUACUAUGAUCAAGUCAAUCAAAGAGCUUGACAAUUCAAUCGAGAACCUUAUACCGGAAAGCAUCGGGGAGAAAAACGAGCUGUUACAAUUGUUAGUAGAACCCUUGGUCAAAAUGAAAAAAACUAUAGGAGUUAUUGAAGACAGUUUGCCAAAGUUUUCCACCAUCCGUGAAUUACAGACACCUUUGCGCGCUUUGGGAGAAUCGAUACAACUUAUUUAUGCAGAAAUUGAUCAGGAGAGUCAAAGAGUAAAAGAAGUUGAGAUGGAUGAUGAACCCCUAGUUGCCGAUUGGUCGAUAAUCAACAAGCUUAUCGACCCGGUGGAAGGAGUUAUGGAAUCUAUAUUAAGAAUUGAAGAACAAGUUGCAACAGAAAAUUGUCUCGAGCGAGCUAUAGAAUUUGAAGCUCUCAAGACGUUAAUCUCUCCUCUGGAAGGUAUACAGAAAAGUUUCGCAUCGAUUGAGGAACAGGCUAGUGAAUCAAAGAGCAUUGAUCAAGAAUUGGCUAUUGAAUCGAUCGUAGAUUCAUUGUACGAGCUUGAGAAGUCAAUUUCUAUACUUCAAGAACAGGCAGUUGAUAAGCCAGUAUCACAACCGGCAUACGGAUUGGCAGAAGCUCAAAUGCUCCACAGCUUGGUUCUGCCACUCGAAGAGUUGAAAAAAUCAAUCACAACUGUGCAAGAUUCCUCGACUACGUAUCUAGAGAAUUUGGAGCAACCUUUGAAAGAGUUACAGUCGGCGAUGAAAGUUGUAGAGUUAACCUUGCCUUUAGAAAUAAACAGAUUACAUCCGAAUCUCGUGCGGGCCGAGCAUGAUCCCCUCAAGAGUUUGAUCGAGCCUACCGAAGAUAUAGCCCGGACAAUUGAAUUGAUCCAAGAAAGUGCAACAGCGGAUAAAACCAUCGAAAGAACUGUCGAAUGGGAGGUGUUGAGAACACUAAUCAAGCCACUACGGAAUGUGAAGGAAGAAUUGAUAUCGAUUCAGGCGCAGAUAAUCAAAGAACCCGAUGAGUUGGAGACGCAUCCAGUCGCUGAUCGCAUUUUACAGCCAUUGAAAAACCUCCAUCAGUCAAUCUGCUCAAUUGAAGAACAAGCCUCUGAUAAACCGAUUGUUGAUCCUGUGUUAAUGAAUUCUGAAACUUUGAUUUUGAAACCCUUGGCAACGUCCUUGAAUCAGUUGAAGACGACGAUAGAGUCGUUAGAAUGUUCAACAGACCGUUCAUUGUCAUUAAAAACUCUGGAAGAUCCUCUUUGUCAAUUACGGGCAGCCGUAAAUGCUGUGCGAGAUCGAGCUCUGGGAGAAUCUAAUGAUACUAAAGUCCAAGUUGGUACCACGAAAUUGAUAGCCAUACCAAUAACAGAACUUCAAGCGUGCAUUGCUCAAAUUCAAGAACAGUACGCUGAAACAACGGAAGAUACGUUGUCGGAAAUUUCAGCUUUGGAAACAAUUGCACGGCCUAUAGAAGAAUUGCAACGUGAAUAUGCUCAAAUUGAACAAAAUAUUAUAUUGGAAUCCGAUUCAAGUUUGACCUUAAAACGUGAAAUUCCAAUCACUGAGAUGGCUAAUCGAGUGAGAGAUCUACAACACGGUAUGAUGGUGAUGGAGCAGACUUUGUUAGAAAACGAACAAGAAGAUACUAAUGCAUGGGCUCUGCUGAAAGCAAUGCAGGUACCGGUCGAAGAACUAGAGAAAGGUAUACAGAUAAUUCAACAUGUAGUCCAAGAAGCACAUCCGACCGCAGAGUCUUUGGAGUUCAGCAAAAAUGUAGUAACUGACGACGAAAAGAAAGGAGAUGUUGAAAAAACUAGGACUGAUGACGAAAUACGAAUAAUAAGCGAAGAGGAAGCUGAAAUACUGAGGAAAGAGGAAAAAUUAACACUAGAUGAGAAAAAUAAAUUAGACAGAGCGGAGCUGUUGAAGAAGGAAGGGCUGGACAGGUUUAAGGAAGCAGAGAGAAAAGAACUUGAAAUGCUUGAGGCUGUAGAAAAAAGGCUUGAAGAAGAGGUGGACAAAAAAGAUCGUCAACUAUUGGAGGAGAUCGAUGAUAAGGAAACGAAAGAUGGGCAUACAUCCGAUACUAUCAAGGCUGUUGCAGAGGUACAUCUCAAAGCAAAAGAGACUGGCAAGGAGCAAAAAGACGAUGCAGAAAUGUCGAAAGCGGAAGAGAUACAAGUGAAAAAAGUUGAAGAAACAGAACAAUGUAAGAAAGAUGUAGAUGGUAAACAACAAGAGGAAGAACGAUUGAAAACUGAAGAUAGUGAGAAUAUAGUUGCUCAAGAUGACCGCCAGGAAACGGAAAGAGCAGUGGAGGAAAAGGCUGCUGAAGAAGAGAAACUCGUACCGGAAGACGAUGCCAAGAAGCUAAAGCAAGAAGAGGGAGGGUUAAAGGUUGAAGUUGUAGGGAAAAAUAAAGCCAUUGAAGAAGAACAACUGAAGGAGGAAAAAGCUGACAAAAAACAGGAAAAAAAAGGAAAGGAGAAGGAGAAGCAGAAAUCAAAAGCUGAAGAAGCAAACGCGAAGAAAAAAACUGACGAAAACGAAAAAACUGAAGGAAAACAAAAAGAAAAAGAAGAACGUUUGAGGGCUGAGGAAGCAGAGAAAAAGAGAAUGGAUAAAGAACAAAAAUUGAAAAAAGAAGAAGCUGAUAGAAAACAAAAAGAAGUGGAACGAUUAGAAGUUCAAGAAGCAGAAAAGAAAAGAAUUGCCGAAGAAGAAAGAUUUAAGGAAGAAGAAGAGGAACGAUUGAAAACAGAAGCAGCUGAUAAAAAACAGAAAGACGAAGAGGAACGAUUGAAAAAAGAAGCAGCUGACAAAAAACAGAAAGAAGAAGAGGAACGUUUGAAAAAAGAAGAAACUGAUAAAAAACAGAAAAAUGAAGAGGAACGUUUGAAAAAAGAAGAAGCUGACAAAAUACAGAAAGAAGAAGAGGAACGAUUGAAAACAGAAGCAGCUGAUAAAAAACAGAAAGAAGAAGAGAAACGAUUGAAAAAAGAAGAAGCUGACCAAAAACAGAAAGAAGAAGAGGAACGAUUGAAAAAAGAAGCGGCUGACAAAAAACAGAAAGAAGAAGAGAAGCGACUGAAAAAAGAAGAAGCUGACAAAAAACAGAAAGAAGAAGAGGAACGUUUGAAAAAAGAAGAAGCUGACAAAAAACAGAAAGAAGAAGAGGAACGAUUGAAAAAAGAAGCAGCUGACAAAAAACAGAAAGAAGAAGAGGAACGAUUGAAGAAAGAACAAGCUGACAAAAAACAGAAAGAAGAAGAGGAACGAUUGAAAAAAGAAGGAGCUGACAAAAAACAGAAAGAAGAAGAGAAGCGACUGAAAAAAGAAGAAGCUGAUAAAAAACAGAAAGAAGAAGAGGAACGUUUGAAAAAAGAAGAAGCUGACAAAAUACAGAAAGAAGAAGAGGAACGAUUGAAGAAAGAAGAAGCUGACAAAAAACAGAAAGAAGAAGAGGAACGAUUGAGAACAGAAGAAGCUGACAAAAAACAGAAAGCAGAAGAGGAACGUUUGAAAAAAGAAGAAGCUGACAAAAAACAGAAAGCAGAAGAGGAACGUUUGAAAAAAGAAGAAGCUGACAAAAAACAGAAAGAAGAAGAGGAACGAUUGAAGAAAGAACAAGCUGACAAAAAACAGAAAGAAGAAGAGGAACGAUUGAAAAAAGAAGCGGCUGACAAAAAACAGAAAGAAGAAGAGAAGCGACUGAAAAAAGAAGAAGCUGACAAAAAACAGAAAGAAGAAGAGGAACGUUUGAAAAAAGAAGAAGCUGACAAAAAACAGAAAGAAGAAGAGGAACGAUUGAAAAAAGAAGCAGCUGACAAAAAACAGAAAGAAGAAGAGGAACGAUUGAAGAAAGAACAAGCUGACAAAAAACAGAAAGAAGAAGAGGAACGAUUGAAAAAAGAAGGAGCUGACAAAAAACAGAAAGAAGAAGAGAAGCGACUGAAAAAAGAAGAAGCUGAUAAAAAACAGAAAGAAGAAGAGGAACGUUUGAAAAAAGAAGAAGCUGACAAAAUACAGAAAGAAGAAGAGGAACGAUUGAAGAAAGAAGAAGCUGACAAAAAACAGAAAGAAGAAGAGGAACGAUUGAGAACAAAAGAAGCUGACAAAAAACAGAAAGCAGAAGAGGAACGUUUGAAAAAAGAAGAAGCUGACAAAAAACAGAAAGCAGAAGAGGAACGUUUGAAAAAAGAAGAAGCUGACAAAAAACAGAAAAAAGAAGAGAAGCGACUGAAAAAAGAAGAAGCUGACAAAAAACAGAAAGAAGAAGAGGAACGAUUAAAGAAAGAAAAAGCUGACAAAAAACAGAAAGAAGAAGAGGAACGAUUGAAGAAAGAACAAGCUGACAAAAAACAGAAAGAAGAAGAGGAACGAUUGAAAAAAGAAGGAGCUGACAAAAAACAGAAAGAAGAAGAGAAGCGACUGAAAAAAGAGGAAGCUGACAAAAAACAGAAAGAAGAAGAGGAACGUUUGAAAAAAGAAGAAGCUGAUAAAAAACAGAAAGAAGAAGAGGAACGAUUGAAGAAAGAAGAAGCUGACAAAAAACAGAAAGAAGAAGAGGAACGAUUGAGAAAAGAAGAAGCUGACAAAAAACAGAAAGCAGAAGAGGAACGUUUGAAAAAAGAAGAAGCUGAAAAAAAACAGAAAGAAGAAGAGGAACGAUUGAAGAAAGAAGAAGCUGACAAAAAACAGAAAGAAGAAGAGGAACGAUUGAAGAAAGAACAAGCUGACAAAAAACAGAAAGAAGAAGAGGAACGAUUGAAAAAAGAAGGAGCUGACAAAAAACAGAAAGAAGAAGAGAAGCGACUGAAAAAAGAGGAAGCUGACAAAAAACAGAAAGAAGAAAAACAGAAAGAAGAAGAGGAACGAUUGAAGAAAGAAGAAGCUGACAGAAGACAAAAAGAAGAAGAGGAACGAUUGAAAAAAGAAGCAGCUGACAAGAAACAGAAAGAAGAAGAGAAACGAUUGAAAAAAGAAGCAGCAGAAAAGAAAAUAAUUGCCGAAGAAAAACAGAAAGAUAAAGACGACCAAUUAAAGGCUAAGGAAGCAGAAAAUAAGAGAACUACUGAAGAAGAACGAAUGAAAAAAGAUGAAGCCGACAGGAAACAAAAGGAAGAGGAACGAUUGAAAAAAGAAGAAGCUGACAGGAAACAAAAAGAACAAGAAGAACGAUUGAAAAAAGAAGCAGCUAACAAAAAACAGAAAAAAGAAGAGAAACGAUUGAAAAAAGAAGAAGCUGAUAAGAAACAGAAAGAAGAAGAAGAACGAUUUAAAAAAGAGGAAGCUGACAAAAAACAGAAAGAAGAAGAGGAACGAUUGAAAAAAGAAGAAGCGGACAAAAAACAGAAAGAAGAAGAGGAACGAUUGAAGAAAGAAGAAGCUGAAAAAAAACAGAAAGCAGAAGAGGAACGAUUGAAAAAAGAAGCGGCUGACAAAGAACAGAAAGAUGAAGAGGAACGUUUGAAAAAAGAAGAAGCUGACAAAAAACAGAAAGAAGAAGAGGAUCGAUUAAAGGCUGCAGAAGCAGAAAAGGAGAGAAAUGCUGAAGAAGAACGAUUGAAAAAGGAAGAAGCUGACAGAAAACGAAAAGACGAAGGUGAAAGAUUGAAAGCUGAGGAAGCAGAAAGUAACAAAAAGGCUAAAGAAGUACGAGUGAAAACAGAAGAAGCAGACAAUAAGCAGUCGGAAGAGGCGAAAAAAUUAGAGGAAGAAGGAGUGGCGAAGAAAAAAGUUGCAGAAGAAGAACGAGCCAAAAAGAAAAAAGUAACAAAAAAGAGAAAGGGAGAAGCAGAACGACUGAGUAAUGAAGCCAAGGAAGAGGAACAAUUAUCAAAAGAAGGCGCUGAGAAAAAACAAGUGGAAAAAGCGGAACAGGUAAAGAGAGCAUCUGAGGAAACAGAACGUACAAAGAAGGAAGAACUCGAAAGAAAACACAUAGAAGAAAAACAGCAUCUGGAUAAAGAGGAAGCUGGAAUUGAACGUACGGAAGAAUCUCAAAAGCUGCAAUGUGAACAAGAAAAGAAGUAUAGAGAAGAAUCUGAGUUGAUGAAGGAAGAAGAAGUCGAGAAAGAGAAAACAAUAGGAGACGUCGAAAAAUUGAAAAAAGAGGCAGAAAAGGUAGAGACCGAAGAGGCUGAACGAAUCGCAAAAGAGAAAGCUGAACAGCAAAGAGAUGUCGCAGAACAUCAGGAAAAAGAAAAACUUAAAGAAGCCGAACAAAUUACGAAAGAGCUAGAAGUCAAGGAGAAAAUUGAAGAAGCUGAUAAACUAUCAGCCAAAGCUGUUGAAAAACAAGAACAAGAAGCAAAACAAAAGAAGCUGGAGGAAGAAGAUCGACUAAAAAAAGAGAAAGUCACAAGAAAUCAAAAUGAAGAAGUAGAGCGAAAACAGAAAAAUGAGGCAUCCGAAAAAAAACGAGAAGAAGAAUCAGAGCAUCUACAGAACGAAGAGGUUAAAAUAAAAGAAAACAAUACCGAACAGCAACUGAAGAAAGACAAGGCUGAAGUAAAGGACAAAGAGAUGGAAGAAAAUCUAAAAAAAGCGGUUACAAAGAAAAAACAGGGUGAACGUCAGAAGAAACCAAAGAAGGACAAGAAAAAAUCCGAGGACGAAAAGUCAGAAGAAGUCGAUGAAACAAAACGAGGAAAACAGGAAGAUACACAUCUCAUCGAAAAUAAACUCCAAAAAGCUGAUAACGCAGAGCUCAAGGAAGAGGCAAAAUACGAAACAGACACUGAAAAUUCCUUGUCCAUGGUAUCCGAAGCCACUGACUCACUGCGCGAGGAAUUGGCUCCACGAAGUCACAGAAGAAGAAGCAAGGAACAGGCCGCGAUCGAAGUGGAAAGAUCUGAAAGGACCAGCGGGCGGUCGAGAAGUUAUGACACACAGACUCCAACGAUUCAUGAAGACUCUGAAAGCCAGAGCUUGCGGUCAUCGAACGGACGUACCAGAGCAAAGAGCUACUUGACAGACGACGGUGGUGAAUCUGCAGCAUAUUAUUCAGCCACGAGUAAAGCAAGCGCUGGAAACCAGGAAUGUGGACCACGAGACCUGAGAAAUAAACCAAUGUUCUGCACGAAACUGACCGAUCGCACUGCAGCAGAGGGUUCUCGAAUAAAGCUGACCUGUACUGUCCUUGGUUCACCGGAACCGCAGAUAUGGUGGUCAAAGGACGAUCAGAAAUUAGGUCCGAGUAACCGGUACAGAACGAGCUUCGAGAACGGGAUGGCUUCUCUUGAAUUCUAUGCAGCUCUGCCAGAGGAUUCCGGGGAAUAUUCUUGCACGGCCAGAAAUACGCAUGGACAGUCAACCACCGAGGCCAGGCUCAAGGUCUACGCUGGUUUCGAGCCCAGUCCGCUGCCGCCGACCUUCACGAGGUCCAUGAAAGACACCUACCGAUUCACUGACAACGAGCUGGUCCUCGAGUGCCGAGUUAGAGGACAACCGGCGCCUGUUAUCUCCUGGAUGAAGGAUGGGAAACCACUUUGCGGCGGCCGGUAUCAGCAGAGUGAUCUCAGCGAUGGCGUGUGUCGCUUGCAAAUAUCGAAUCCAGACUCUCUGGACAGCGGUCAGUACACGUGUAAAGCCGAAAACCAAGUCUGGUGCGACCAGAUAUCCCACAUGGUCCACUUCGAAGGUCGUGAGACGUACGCGGCAAGCAAACGAGACCGGGUAUCUCAAAGAAAGAUCAGUAGAGAUGUAAGGAGGCCUCAUUUCGCGAACAUUCUUACCGACCACAGCGUUCCUGCUGGAGGGACGAUAGCUCUUCAAGUUGAAGUCAAAGGCAUGCCAGCUCCGGAAGUGACCUGGCUCCACGGUGACACAAAGAGGCCGGUUCAGCACCCGAAAGCUCGUACCUUCGCAGAAUCUGGAGUGUACACCCUGAUGGUUCCAGAAGCGACGGACUCUGAGACCGGUACCUACAUUUGCAGGGCAAGCAAUGCUUACGGCUACGUGGAUACCAGCGCCAGCGUGCAAGUCGUCGCACCCAGCUCGAUAAAGGGUGGAAAACCUGCCAUGUUUGUCUCCCGACCGGACAACCUGAUGACAGUUGCGAUUGGCGAGGACGUCAGCAUUUCUUUCAGAGUAACCGGAACACCGAAACCAAAAGUUACCUGGAUGAAGGGGAUUCGAGACAUCACCAACAGUCCUCGCUCACACAAGGAGUCCAUCGACGAUUACGUCAGACUAACCCAGAAGAGAACCCUCGCCUCGGACGAAGGGACCUACUGCGUUUUGGCGAAAAACUGCUACGGCUGCGAUCGGACAUUCGUUACUGUCAGAGUCAAGCAGAGGGCCAGAUCGCUAACGCCGUCUCCGGAAUGGGGAAACGUUGAUACCAGCAAUUUGCUUGCUGACAUUCACGACGGGCAGCGGACCUACGUCAAACUUGCAUUAGUGAACGGUGAGCCGACCGAGAAAAACAGUACACACAACGAAGUGGAGCUUACAACGAUUCAAAAGCUUCGUAAUAAUUGGGCAAACAGACACUGGCUGAUUUUCGAAUUUUUGGAAUACUUAACCGGCUACCAAGAUGUUCCUGGUCCAAUCAGCAGCGAGCCAAUUGUGGUCGACAGUGGAAGGAACUGGUUGGCUUUAAGCUGGGGAAAGGCGGAGCAGCGGGGACCAGCCCCUGUGAUAGCCUACCGGGUCGAUGCCUGGCUCUUGGGGGGUGAUGGGGGUGCUCGAUGGGCGGAGCUUGGCGUCACUCCAAUCAACACAUUUGACGCAUUCAACCUACGCCCUGGUAGCGAGUACAAGUUUCGCGUAACACCUCGAAAUCGUUACGGAUGGGGUGAGUCGGUGAUAACUUCGACAUCGUGCGUAGUCGGGGAAGUCCUCGAGCUUCCAGAGUUCACCAGCAUACUACCGGGACAGCUUAAAGCCUUGGAAGAUUCAACGGUGUCGCUAGAAUGCGAGGUCCGGGCUGACUCGAGAGUCCAGGUGCGCUGGUAUCGGGACUCGACUGAGAUCGACUCCAGCGAAGAGCCAAGGUACAAGAUAUACUACAACGGCACAAAGUGCUGCCUCAAUAUCGCCAACAUCACGGCCGCAGACUCGGGCCGAUACGUUUGCGAGGCCACCAACAAGGUCGGCAGGGUCUCAACCUUCGCCAGGGUCCUCGUCGUUGCUGAUCCCAAGAUCUUGGAGGCUGACGCAAAGCUGAAGAGCCUCCUUGACGGUUCUCCGGACGAAAGACCACCCCAGUUCACCAUGAGACUGAGGGAUAGACGGGUGCAAAUGACUUACCCAGUCCGGCUGACCUGUCAGGUGAUUGGUCACCAGACACCGGAGGUUGUGUGGUACAAAAACGGGCGAGAAAUUCGUCAGGAUGCUUCGCACAUACUCUGGAACGACGAGUCCCACUUCCACACACUUGAGAUAACUCACUCCACGCUGGAGGACUCGGGCUGCUACAUGGCAACGGCGAGAAACUCGACAGGAUCGGUGUCCUGCCGCUGUAUCCUGGUCGUUGACAAGGGCAUCCGCGCCUACGUGGCGCCGGAGUUUUUGUACGGACUGGAUGCGACCUACACGACCCAAGUUGGAGGUGAGCUGAGGAUGUCGGCCCAGGUCGAAGCCUAUCCAUCGGUUGGCGUAGUUUGGCACAGAGAUGGAAUCCGGUUACGACCAAGCCGCAGGGCCGUCAUGACCCUGAACCACGAUGGCACCGUCGAAUUGUCCCUGGCAAACGCCACUCCCAGAGACGCCGGGGUCUACAGCUGCACUGCGACCAACGAAGUCGGAAGAACCGAGACCUCGGCGAAAGUCAUCGUCAUUGGAAACUUCGAAGAAGCGAAACCCCUCGAAAAUUUACCGGUCGUUGUUGCCCCCGAUAUUCCGUAUUCAAAGGAGCCGCUUUUCGUUACGAAGCCUUUGUCGACUGAAGCUGUUGAAGGAGACACGGUUAUAAUACUUUGCGAAGUCGUCGGCGAUCCUAAACCAGAUGUAAUGUGGCUUAGAGACUUCCUCAGGCCCGACUACUACAGAGACGCUCCGCACUUCAGACGCGUCGGCGAGGGACCGCAGUAUCGUCUGGAAAUUCCCUACGCUAAGAUCGACUUCACAGGAACAUAUACCGUAAUCGCCAAGAACUGUCAUGGAGAAGCGAAGGCGAUAAUAUCGCUCCAGAUCUACGCCAAAGGUCAGGGCAAAGAAGACAGGAUGGAUCAGACCUCCGUCAAACACGGGAAGGUCGUGACAUUGCCCCUGAUAACGAGAGAACUCCGAGAUCUGAGAUGCUGCGACGGUGACGCUGUCACUUUGGAGUGCAAAGUGCAUGCGACGCCAGUACCGGAUAUCCGCUGGGAGAAAGAUGGAAGGCUUUUGCCCCUCGGCGGCGACUUCACGACGGAAUUCGACGGGGAAACGGCUCAACUGAGCAUCCAGCACGUAUAUCCCGAAGACGAGGGCGAGUACACCUGCGUCGCGUAUAACGAUCUUGGAAAGGCGUUCACAUCCGCCUGCCUCGUCGUUGACGUUCCCGAAGAGAAGGAAAACGCCCUGAGUCAGCACCUGAGGCGGCCUGUAGGGCUGCUUUCGGCAGGAUCGACGCCAAGGUCAACCCCAAGGUCAACUCCGAUCCGCAGCUUGUCGCCGUCGGUUGCACGCGGCAGAGAGUUCCGGACGCCUUCGCAAGCCCCGCAAACGAAACGACUAAAGGUCACGGCGCCAAAGUUUUACGCAGUGCCGCACAACCGGGUCGCCGAAGAGGGCGAAACCGUGCGGUUCCAAUGCGCCGUUUCCGGGCAUCCGACACCCUGGGUUACCUGGGACAAGAACGGUGUCGUGGUUACCCCCAGCACGAGGAUAUCCGUGAAGGAACGGGACGACGUCAGGGUGCUUGAGAUAUCGGAAGUGACCGUCGAGGACGCCGGGCUCUAUCGCGUCACCCUGGAGAACGACGUCGGACGUGUCGAGGCGACUGCUAGGCUCGAGAUCAUAGGUCGCCAUGGAUCCGUCAGUCGAGGCAUCAGGGCCAGAAGCGCAUCACCCAGGACGUAUCCAACCUUCGGAAGAAGUCUACUCGGCUCAGUGGCCAGAAUUAACGGCCGUUUGCAGUUGCAGUGUGAUAUAAGAGGGUCACCGUCUCCGACGCCCUCCUGGUACAGAAAUGGGAAACCCCUCGAACGGUCCGACCGAAUCAAGAGAUUCUUCGACGGCCGCACAACCCGGGUCGAGAUUACGAAAGUCAAGGCCACAGAUGCUGGACAAUACACGUGCCAGGCAACAAAUGUCAUGGGAACGACGAGGAACAGCUGUCUGGUCACAGUCCUCGAUGCUGAUGACCCUUCAACGGCUGACAGAGACCCGCCAAAAUUCGUUGACGAACUUCCCGAGGAGUCGAUUGUAAUGGAGGGACAUUCCUACGAGCUGCAGGUUAGACUCUCCGGAACACCGCCGUUCGUCAUCUCCUGGUUAAAGGACGGCAGGGAGGUUCCGGACAGCGAUUAUUACAGGUACGUGGUGUACGGUGACGGUGGAGUCGCCCUUCGCCUCUCGGAUGUUUACCCUCAGGAUGCCGGGGAGUACACUUGCCUGGUGCGCAACGAUUUCGGAAAGGCAAAGACGAAUGGGCUUUUCGCAGUCCAAGACUACAAGGGUGUCCCGAAGAUGGCCCUUCACUUUACCAAGACACCAGUUUCCGUCCUGACCAGCAAGGGAGCCACAGUACAAUUCUGUGCCAGGGUUCAGUCAGGAAGACCAGCCGAGUUCAAAUGGACGGUGAACGGAAGGGACGCGAAGGUUCUGACCAAGUGCAAGAUGGAGAAAGACGGGUCAACGAGCAUCCUGCGAAUCACUGGGGUGUCAUUGCGGGAGGUUGGAGAGGUUCGAUGCACGGCUGGAGUAGCUGGAGGUCGAGGUCCGACGGUCAGUGCGACGGCAAGACUGGACUUUGACCUGAACUCUGUACCGAGGUUGGAAUCUCCGGCGAAUGAAGAAGCUGACUAUGCCGAUGGUGCUGCGGCGUUUAUUCGUAGGGACGUGAUAAGGCGCUCCACCAGAUCGAGUCCCGGCUCACCGUUGGUUAAGAAGAAACGAGAAGCUCCAAAGCCCCCGGGAACUGGUAAAGAAAACAAACCUGCCGCCCCAACGGUCACGUGGCCAACGCCCAGGACCCCCGUUUUUAAGCGUCGCGUAAUCCCAGAAGCCGCAGGUAGGAAAAAAGUACCAUACGGUGAGGAGGGUAAAGCUUGUUCGAGCUUAAGACGCACGCAAUCAUUGGAAAAAUCCUCGACGGUUGGUUCGAGGUUAACUAAAACGCGUUCGUCGCUGAGGGAGGUAAAGAAGCUGAAGGAGAAGGCACCGCUCUCGCCACUAACCUCGAACUCGGUAAAGAAGGUCGAGGUCGCCGAGAGAAUCUUAUCACCGGAGAGAAUGGUCGGCGUGCCGGUGAUCGACGUGCCCAGCAUGGCGGUGCCGGAAAUGAAGGAACAGGGAGAGGUGUUUACGUCCGCGAAACAGGAGGCGGAGGUCGUGGUCAAGGACGAUACAGAAUCGGUGACGAAGGACGAAGGUCAGGACGACGGUACGAUUGAAAAGAUACUCUCGUCGGCCAGUGACAACGUGCAGAUGGUGCUCAGGAAGUUCAAGAGUGAACUUGGAAGCAGGGAAAACUUGCGAAGGUCAAACUGCGACAAGACGCUCGUAGAGGAAACAUGCGGCAGUCUGAUCACCGCCAGAACAUCAUCGGUCGGUGACCAACUAGUCGUCGACGACUCGCCGGCCAUCAAGUGCCUCAGGAUUCUCGAGAGGUCUCAGUCCCCGCCUGAGGACAUCAAGAAGAGACUCGCCGAGGUCCGUCGACCCAGUCUCGAACGCUUCGAACCCGCCCUCAUCCUCAAGGCUCCGUCCGACAUCACGGCUCUUCGGGGCGCCCGCGUCGUCCUCAGAGCCACCUACAAAGGACACCCGGAACCCCGUGUCAAAUGGCUCAGAGCGGGACGGGAACUGAUCCCUGAUGAGAAGGUUGGAAUCACCAGCGGUGGCGGUGUUUCCUGCCUGACCUUGGACAGCAUCACGGCCGAUCACGCUGGGAAGUACAUCGUGUCGUUGGAGAACGCUCUCGGACGUGACUUCAAGCACGCCAGUGUCGCCGUCGAAGGUCCCCCUGAUCCCCCGGCUGGUUCCCCGGCAGUUUAUCCCGGCAUUGGUACCGCGACGGUAACCUGGAGGUCACCCCCCUACGACGGGGGUUGCAUGGUCACCGGAUACUGCGUGGAAAUGCGUCGUUCCCACGAGACGUCGUGGACGGUUGUCGCCGAGGCGUGUCACUCCCUGAGCCACACCGUCAGCGACCUGACACCCGAGGAUGUUUACCUCUUCAGGGUCAGGGCGGAAAACAUUCACGGAGCUAGCGAGCCAGGUCCCGAAUCGCGGCCAGUCACGAUCGACGAGGAUGAGGAGCAAUUCAAGCCCGCCUUCGAAGCCCGCGAAGUAUCAUUUGAGGAUGGACAGCUGUUCAAGGACCGCUACGAGGUCCUUGAGGAACUCGGAAAGGGUCGCUACGGCAUCGUUCGGAAGGUCCUGGAACGGGCGAGCGGACAAUAUCUUGCCGCGAAAUUCAUCAGAGCCAUCAAAGCGAAGGACAAAGAGCAGGUCCGAGAUGAAGUAAUGAUCAUGAAUCUCCUCAGGCAUCCGAAACUCCUUCAGCUUGCUGCGGCCUUCGAGAGCCCCCGAGAGGUCGUCAUGGUUACGGAAUACAUAACCGGUGGCGAACUUUUCGAAAGGGUUGUCGCUGACGAUUUUACCCUCACCGAGAGGGACAGCAUCCUGUUCAUGAGGCAGAUAUGCGAGGGCGUCGCGUACAUGCACGAUAACAAUGUCGUGCACUUGGAUCUGAAGCCCGAGAACAUCAUGUGCCACACUCGAACCUCUCAUCAAAUAAAGCUGAUAGACUUCGGGCUGGCGCAGAUGCUGAAGCCUGACACGCCCGUCAGGGUCCUCUUCGGGACGCCCGAAUUCAUCCCUCCAGAAAUAAUAAACUACGAACCAAUCGGCACGGAAACUGACAUGUGGAGUGUCGGCGUCAUUUGCUACGUUCUGUUGACCGGUCUCUCACCGUUCAUGGGAGAUAACGACGCGGAAACGUUCGCCAACAUCACGCGUGCCGAUUACGAUUUCGACGACGAAGCAUUCGAUGCCAUAUCACAGGAUGCCAAGGACUUCAUAAGCGCUCUGCUGGAAAAAAGAAAGGAAUUACGUAUGUCGGCCAAACAGUGCCUUGAGCAUCCUUGGAUGGCCCAACACAGCGAAAGUAUGAGCGUGGUUGCCUUGCCGACGGACAAACUCAAGAAGUUCAUCAUUCGAAGAAAGUGGCAGAAAACAGGAAAUGCCAUUCGCGCGUUGGGGAGGAUGGCAACUCUGUCGGCAAACAGUAGGCGGAACAAUUCAACGAACGAGUCUUCCUCGCCAACGCGGAGUUUAUCGCCAAUCGUCAGCCUCGAAGGAGGGAUUUCAGCGUCGUCGAAACAUGGAACCAUCCAGACUUCCGAUCCUGUCUACGCCCCAAAGGACGAUACUCAAGCCUUGAGCGUUGACGAGGUAGAAAAGGAUUCGGCGAUACCGGACGAGUCUCUUGUCGAAAAGCUCUUGGAAUCUACGAAAGUAGAGAACGAACCUGAAGAGGAGAAAAUCGGAGACGAAGAGCGAGAAACCUCGGAGUUGCCUCCGCGAAUAAUCAGCAACGACGAUUCUUGUCUAAUUGAUUCUAAAAAAUCUCGUGGUAAUAUCGCCGGAAGAAAUCUCCGGCUUGGAAAGUCCUCCGAAGGAUUAACCGAGGAGGGUGUAAACGGCGGUGGAAUGAUGGACGACUAUCUCGGAGUGAACAUCGAGUUCUGCAACCUGAGCAAGUCGGAACCUGACGAGAUUUACCUGUCGACUAACAACGUCGUCGAGCUUUCAAGCUCGAGCUCCGACGAACCCGACGAGACCUUUCCGUCCAGCGUCGUCGAGCCCGACGAGGACGACGUGAGUUCGUCGCGAAGGAGCACUGCCGAGAUCGUUAACGCGACAAUAAUCGAGGACGUUCAUCUGAACGGCUUCAAGGACGCGACCCUGAAGCGAACGCGAGCUUGCAGCGAGCGAAGCGACUCGGGGAUCAGCGACUGUUCAACCGCCGCGCCCUACUCUCAGGGUGGAGAGCUUUCGAGCUUGAUAAUAGCCGAGGAAGACGAAGAUCCUCACGGCGUGAAGCAGCGGACGACGACGAAGAAGACGUCGACGAUCAGCUUCGAAACGAGCAAAUCCCUAUCGACUCACGCCGUCGACGAGGGUCCGGACUCGGGGCUGAUCCGGGCUCCCCCACGUGUUCACACCGGAAGCGUCAGUCGGACGGCGAGAAUGUUCGAGAGGGAAGAACUAUCGCCGGCGAAGGAGAUCCCGACAUCUCUCCCCCGGGUGACGCCCACCGUUCCCGGGAAGCCCCACAACGACCGAAUCCAAAAGGCGUUUGCUUUUUGGAACAAGUAGCCGGACGCUGGAAGGAACGAACGAUCUGCCGUUUAACGAUAUAUCUCGAUACCCCGAUUCUUUAAUUUCUAUCCUUUGCCCCAUCUCUUAUAUUGUUUUAUUUUUUUUUUAACAAUCACAAGCUUGAUUAUUAUUUAUUCUGAUACAUUAUACAUAUUUUAUUCCUGUUAAUAGAAAAGUAUGUUAUAAUAAGCCUUUCAGCUAUCUUCGUAUUCAUAAUCAACCUGCAGCGGAUGAUCUCGUGCAUUUUAUCGGUACGUUUUAAAUCUGCAGCAAUUACUUUCAUCGCUAUAUCCAUAUUUUUAACUAUCGUGAUAAUCCAAUUGUUUAUCCUCGUAAUCAACCUGCUACCAUGUUACCAAAUUAAGUUUUAUUUUUCUCAACGCCAUUAUUAGUACUACGUUAGUAUCGUUAUUAUUUAUGUUAACAUUUUAGUAUUAUUAUUAUCUUACUUAGUCUUACUAUAUUACAUUAUUAAUAAUACUAUUAUUAUACGUCUGGCAUUUCACUCACUAUUUCCACCUAGCGCCUGCACCUGUAGUAUACCUGAAACUCCAGUGAUCUUGCUUAAAGCACGAAACGAUCCCGUGAGAUUGAAAUCCAAUAUCGAUAACCAGUGCGGAAAAUUGGCAGCAACAAAAUUCUACAACUAGUAUAAAACAAGAACGAGUAAUGCGGGGAAAAUGUUCUCCUAACAUUAUUUAAAUGUUACUUAUCGUCUGACAAGUUUAUUUGUUUUAUUUACAUUCAUUUUCUUCAACUAGAUGAGAAUGGAGAAAUUAUUAGGCCAAGGAUACGAUUAUCGUAUACGGAUAAUGCAUGGGAUCAUCCUGCAGUUAUUAUCAGAUUAUUUUAUGUAAAUUCUUAUAGGAAAUACGUAUUUAUAUUUAUUUAUCGUGGCGUAGUUAACGUAUUGAAUCAAACUCCCCGUACAAUAAUCGAUGCGAUGAUCGUAACUAAAGUUUCAGAAGACACUCUUAAUAUAUGUAUAAUCAAUUUUAUAUGCAAUACCUCUGUAGCUUCUUAAGAUUUUACUGUAUUUGCUAUAUAAUAUUUUAAUUCAUCGCAUCUACCGUACUGUGACAUACUGUACAAAAUACGAGGGAGAAAAUGUUUAGUAAUAAAAAAAAAAAAUUUAACAAAGACGUAACUAUUUUGUACAUAGAUAUAGAGGCCUAUAAUACAAAUAUACGCGUGAACACAUUGAUAA